Arachis ipaensis is the source of this 3615-nucleotide messenger RNA. Its product is annotated as protein FAR1-RELATED SEQUENCE 5. Gene Ontology annotation, molecular function: nucleic acid binding; zinc ion binding. The record is from RefSeq and is a predicted model, not a curated record. NCBI's taxonomy places the organism in Eukaryota, Viridiplantae, Streptophyta, Magnoliopsida, Fabales, Fabaceae.
UUUUUGAGUUUUCUACUCUCUCACUCACUCUCUUGUUCUUGCCUUCUUGGAGUUAGAGACUCCAUAACAGUGCCAGCUCUCCACUUUCUCUCACCCUCUUCAUUCCCCCUCUUCCAUUCUGCGUCUGCGACCAACAAGCUCCACCAAGCCGCCGGACUGCUAUCCUGCUGUCGAUCUGGACGCCGCCGAAGGGACAGCUCGCCACCGAUCUGUACGCCACCGCUCGGAGCAGAUAACUGCUGGUCAGACCGCCUUCGGACAGAGCCACUGGGAUCUUCUGCCUGCAGGCCGUUCACUCCAACAGAGAGAGUUCGUGGCUGUCAACCUAUCCAGGGAGCUCCAUCCCACCGACAACGUGGUUAAACUCAUCUUUUCUUGUUUGGUUGUUGUAAUCUAUUUGUAAAGGAACUGGUAGGAGAGGAUGGAAAGUGAUGGUAUGGAGCAUCUUGUUGAUGACAAAAGUGAUGGUAUGGAGCAUCUUGUUGAUGAUGACAAAGGUGAUGGUGUGGAGCAUGUUGUUCAUGAUAAAAGUGAUACUAUGGAGCAUGCGGAUGAUGAUGAUAGUGAUGAUUCUAGUAGUGACAGCGGUGAUGAUGAUUUACAAGAGGAUCAAGGUAAAGGGAAUGAUGUAAGUCACAUGGAGGAGGCUACCAUGUUUAAGAAUAAAGCCGAACUGAGUAAAGAGGAAGUUUUGAAAAUGGUGUUCGAUACUCAUGAAAAGGCCUAUGAUUUUUAUGUGAGUUAUGCUAAGUGUGUUGGAUUUAGUGUCCGGAAAGGAGACGUGGCUCGUGAUGAUGAUGGCAAAUUGAUAAGACGAAGAUUUGUAUGCAACAGGCAAGGCUUGAGAGACAAAAAGCAUUACAUGAGAAUUGAUAGAAAAAGGGAUCAGAAACCAGAGACUAGGACGAAUUGUCAUGCAAUGUUGAGUAUUUACCUUGACAACCACACCUCAACUUGGAGAGUGAGAACCUUUGAAAAAGGCCACAACCAUGAGCUAGCACCCGCUGGAUUUGAUUACAUCGUGCCAAAUACUCGUCGGUUAACAACUGCAAAAAAGGCACAAAGUGAUGGUAUCCGCAUACAUGGGUUCCUAACAUUUCAAAUCAUGGGUUUUAUGGUUGGUCAAGCUAGGGCUUUUGCUGGAGUUGAAUUCUCAAAGGACUUGUACAGUUACAUUGAUAAACAAAGAUGUCCUAAGAUAGUUGAUGGUGAUGCACUUGCAGCUAUUAGCUAUUUGCAGGGUAAGGCUGAUUCUGAUCCGACGUUGUUUGCUAGGUACACCACUACAGAUGAUGAUCAAUUGGGAAACUUGUUUUGGGCUGAUGGCUUAAGUCAAGUUGACUAUGAGUACUUUGGGGAUGUGGUUGGACUUGAUACAAAAUACAAAGAAAGCAUGUACCACAGACGCUUAGUUAUCUUUUCUGGUACUAAUCAUCAUCGACAAACUUGUAUUUUUGCAUGUGCCUUACUAGGUGAUGAGCGAGCUGACACAUAUAAAUGGGCAUUGGAGAAUUUCUUAGAUGCAAUGGAAAAGAAGCACCCAAGUGCAGUGGUAACUGAUGAUAAUGAGGCCAUGAAAGAGGCAAUUCAGGUGGUGUUCCCAAAUGCUACCCAUAGGCUAUGUGCUUGGCAUCUUCAAAAAGGUGCAGCAUACAACAUUAGGGAUGCUGAAUUUGUUGAGGCUUUCAAGAAAUCUAUUUAUACCAACUUUGAUCCUGAUGAGUUUGAGGAGUAUUGGCGUAACAUGAUACAAAAGUUUGAGGUAUGUGACAGUAUGUGGGUAGAGGAGACAUAUAAGAAGAAGGAAAUGUGGGCCACGACUUACCUUCGUGAUAAGUUCUGUUCUGGACUAAGAGCAUCAUCACGAUGUGAGGGCUUAAACCCAUUGAUGAAGAAAUAUAUCAAGGCAAGGCACAAUAUACUCGAAUUGGUCCAACACUUUGAGCUUGCAUUGAAGGAAUUUAGGAACAAUGAAUUGGUAGCAGAGUUCAAUUCCAUGUACAAUGAGCCUGUUUUGACAACUGCAUUAGAAUCAAUUGAGCGCAAGGCUGCUAAAGUGUUUACGAGGGAAAUUUUCAAAGAAGUGCAAAAAGAGUUAGAAGGGGCUGCUUUACUAUUUGUUGUUGGAUGUGAAAACCUUUCAACGACUGCCACGUUUAAAUUGACUAAGUAUGGCAAGCCUGGUUGGGAAUACAAGGUGACAUACGACAGAGAAUCACAGAAAUUUGAAUGCCAGUGUUGCCUAUGGAGUACCCAUGGCAUUCCCUGUAGUCACAUAUUUUGUGUUAUGAUUUAUGAACAUAUUGCAGAAUUACCCGAAAAGAUGAUUCUUAAAAGAUGGACUCAAGCUGCAAAGUCUUUUAAUGAGCUUCCGGAUGAAGAAGAUGAGGUGAAUGAUAAAAAGUUCUUGUUUCGUUAUGGUGCAUUAUGUGCUGCAAGUAAUUGGAUGUCAUUUCUGGCAGCAAGAAAAUUGCAUAAUUUUCUUGAAACAAAAGAUGAAAUUUAUAAAAUCACGGCUAAGCUAGAGCAUAAAGGCUGUAUGGUGGAUACCAGAUCAUUUUCUAUUCCCAAGAAUACCAUGGAUGACACGACCAAGGGUGCAUCACUAACUUAUAAGAAUGGUAAGAAGCGGCGACGUUGCAAAGCUUGUAACAAGAUGGGUCAUUCAAAGUCUAGUUGUCCAAGGGUCAAGGACAGAAGGUCUCGAGGAGAUGAUCUCAGUUCGUCUUCAAUGUCAGAUAAUCCUCGAAAUGCGGGUCAUGCCACAAAUAGCGCAGUGGAUCCUCCAAAUACUGGUCCUGCAACACAUAACACUCUGGAUGAUCCUCCAAAUGCAGGUCCUGCAACAAAUAACGAGGUAGGGCACCCUCCAACAGACUCAUCAACCGCCAUGACACAAUCGCUAGCUGUGAAUCAUGCAUCUGCAGCCUCUCGAUUCGGGGUAUGGGGACCCCAAUUUCUUCUUCCUGGUCCUGGUCAACCAUGCUUUGCUGCAAAUAUAGGUCACCAAUACUAUCUUGCAAAUCAAGGUGCUAGAUAUUAUCCCCUUGCUCCAGCCCAACAGCAAUUUCUUAGACCUCAAGGUUUAGUGCAGCGGUUUGUUCCUCAAGGUGUAUUACCCCAGCAAUAUGUCGGAGGUCCGAAUCCUCAAUUCCAAGGCUUAGCGCAGCAAAAACGUGGCAAAGGUCGUGCUCGUCGUUGAUCAUAUCUUUAGAAACAUGGUUUGAAGUCUUGUUGAGAAAUGUCACUAAUCAAGGAUGACAACAUCACUCAGCAUCAGUAUUUCAUUGGUUUGUGGUUUGAGUAUAGUCUUCCUCCCAUCCUCCCUGUGAAUAUAUAUGCAGCGUUUUGAACCUGAUGAUAUGGGCAUCAAGAUGUAAAUGCUGCAUUCAUCUAUGAUAUAGCACGUACAUAUUUUCUAAUCAUCCCUAGUUUUUGUAGAGUCGGUUACUGACAUUUGACACCUGAUGGAAAUGAUUUGUAGGAAACUUAAAAAUGGUUGCUUUUAUGUUCUUGUGGAGGUUAACCUUGAACCAAUUGAAAAGUGCAGAGGUAUUGCGGUAUUGUUCAUAUAAAGGACACUUUAUUGGAGAUACUAUUUACUGUUUUUUCUUA